AUGGCGACGGGCCCUUCGGCCGUUUACUGGCCGUUGUUUGUCCUAAUAUUUUACUUCAUCUGCCCCAUUCCCCACUUCAUUGCCAAAAGAGUAAGUGACGAUAGUGAUGCAGCCAGCAGCGCCUGCAGGGAGCUGGCGUAUUUCUUCACCACGGGAAUUGUCGUCUCCGCCUUUGGGUUUCCUAUCAUCCUGGCACGGGUUGAAGCGAUCAAAUGGGGAGCCUGUGGUCUGGUCCUGGCUGGCAAUGCAGUCAUUUUCCUUACUAUUUUAGGCUUUUUUCUUGUAUUUGGUAGAGGAGAUGACUUUAGCUGGGAACAGUGGUAGGACAUCGCUCUGACACUGGUAAUGUUUUACAGUAUGCAUCGCCAUAUGUAUACUGUGUGUGUGUAUAUGUGUAUAUGCUAUAAUAUUUGUGUGUGUGCAUACACAUGUAGUCCUAUAUUAUCAGAUCAUAACAUGCUUGUUAAAAUGUGUGUCAGCCAAAGGGAAAAGGCCCUUGUGACAGAUUUUUAAAUGUGUUCAGUAAAAGCUGGAGUCAUAAUGGCAAAAUUUGUCCCCAAUAUGUUUACAAAGCAUUAACUGUUCUACUCCUUUUUCACGAUAUGUGCAUUAACUUUUUUUUAAUCACAGUAAUAUCAUUGACACACAUGACAUUGUUUUAAAAAAACAACAGAUGUGCUGACCAGUGUAAUCAAAAUAGGCCAAUAUAAAGAUUAUCCCAUUUUCUGUUGUUCAACUUGAUUGAUCUUUCUGCUUUGAUUAGGGAUGAAUGAAUAUUUGUUUUCCGUUUGUAAGUUUGGUAGUUGUUCUUGGUAAUAUAAAACCAAACAUAGGUUAUGCCAACUCCUUUCCUACAUAAAGAAAAAAAAAAUAACUUUGGUUAAAAAUCCUACCUUCCAUUUAUGUGGCUCACUUAGCAAAUAUAUAUAUAUAUUUUUUUCUUAUAAAUAUACUAUGUUUUUGUCCCUAUUCAGCUUACAGCUGUGGCUACAUGUUGGGAGGAGUCUAAUAUAUUUUAAUGCCUCUUGCUGUGCUUAGACCUGAAAUAACUUCUUUCAUAAAGGUUCACGAAAGAAGAUACAUUUGAAACUGCUCUCAUGAUCUCAGGACACUGAUAAUUGCAAUGUAGUAUACAACUCUAUUCUUACGUGUGGAAGAUCUGAAUUACAAAAGAGUGAAUGUUCUGCUGAGAGAUUCCCAUCACAGCAGAAACUGUAGGACUUGGUAUCUCCUCAAUUCUUACUGCUUUUAAAACAUGCUUACUGAAACUACUACUUUCUAUGUCUGUUAGAAAAGAUUGUUGUAUUAAAACACUAUAUUUUUAAAUGGCAUUAUCCUAGUAAAUGUUCACAUAAUCACACAUACAAAAGCAAAGUUUAUUACUAUUUUGACUUGGUGUAUCCUUCAAAUUGUGGAGGCAUGUGACUUUACAAAAGAUGCAUUCUGAUACAACCCUAAAUCUAGAGGACACUUCAGCAAUCUGAGAAGGGGUACAGAACAGACACCCUAAUUCAUUCUUUCAUAGAAGAAUGGACAUGAAGUGAUUUCUGCUCCCUGAAGUAAGAAACUGAGUGCCUAGGUAGGAUAUGUUUUAGUAUUGCUCAUUCUUUAGGUUAGCAGAUUAUGAAUGAGCAUUUUAUAGCUGUGUGUUGGUUCACAGCUGAUUGCUGUCACCCUGCACAGGAAUGAGGGACUUUGUGCCAGGAAGCAAUAAAAUCAACCCUACAAGAUGUGGCAGCUUUACCAAUGCGAUGCUUUUUGCCCCUUAAACUGUGAAACUUUCUAUGCUGCUCUUCAAAUUAAGUUAUCCCAACACUAGCAUACUGCAAAAUGACAUCCUGGGGAUUGCUGGGUAGAGUAAAGGUUCAAAAAUAAUGAAUGUUACAUCAGUGCUCUUGAUGGUGGGUCUCUUGUUCAUGCUCAGGGCCCUAGAAAGAAGGUACAAAAAUCAUUCUACAGUCCAAGUAACAUAAUGUCACUUUAAAAAGAAAUGGAAUAUUGUGUGUCAGGAAGGUAAAUAAUUCUCGUAUUGGAUUAGAUCCCAAACUGUUAUUCAUGUGUUUUAAAUUUAAAACUUCAGAUGUAUGUGAGGUGAAGCCUACAGUGCUGAGGAAUGCUGAGUAGAUGGAUUUUGUAUGUAUGUCUAGACUGUAAUUCUUAUAAAAGAAGAACUAAUGUUAAAGGACAGUGUGUGGGUUUUUUUUUUUUCUGGAUGUUAAUGCUUCAUCACAAGGUAUAGCAGGAAAAUACUGAUAAAGAUGCUGGGCAUAAGCAAGUUCUCUUAUUGGGUUGGGUUUGGUUUGGUUUUGUUUCUUCCUGACUUCAGGUGAAAUCUGUUAGACCCUACUGAUUUGUCCUUAAUGGUGUAAAGUACUAAUGGGGAAAUUACAUCUUCAGUUUACCAGCUGAGCUGUUCAGAGUAAACAUAGCUUCCGUUUAUAGGCCCUGCUUUGAUUUUUUUUUUUUUUUUGACGAAGGUCCCCCUCCGACAAUAUUUCUUGUUCAAAUUGGUGAAGUCAAACAACAACAACAAUAAUAAAAAAGUUCAAUGCCUGAUCCUGCACGUGGUUGCUGAAGUCAUUGCUGACCAUUCCAUUUUACUCCUGCUAAAAUAUUGAUGUACUUACAGGGUUAGGUUCUUGAGUCUUUAAGGGUGUCUUGUAUUUUUACUCCUUAGAAUUUGUGUACUGAAGGCUGCAAUAGAUGGCUACAGAACUAUCAAAUUACUACUCACAUUUUGUUUCAGAGACAGUGGAGUGAAAACUUACUGAGAUUAUUAUUUUUUCUUAAGAUGAGAGAAUACCUAUUUGUAGAAUCUGUUCUAGCUCUGUAGCAUGUUUGUGGCUGAUUGAGAUUGGAAUACUGACAGUAAACGUGACAAUCUGAAAUGAAAAGGAGGACUAGAAUGUACAGUCUUGAGAGAUUGCUUCCUGACAAGUUAUUAUUGUACUGUGUCCUUUGGAUAAUACUGUGGUUGGUGGGUACCUCAUGAAGCGACAGGUAGUUGUUGAAUGGAGAAAGUGAACGUUUUUUUUUUUUCCUUUUGGAAAAAGCUACAUGCACUAAUCCUUAAUGUGAACUUCAUGCAGUUUUCACCAGAGACUUUUAUUUUAAAAUGGUUAGUUUCUAAAAUUGUAUUUAAUACAGUGUUUAAAUCAUGGAAUUCUUCUUUCACCUCCUUAAAAGUAAAUUUGCUUGAAUGAGUCUUCUAUGUUAAUUAUCAGGGUAAAAAAAUUCUCAGUGUUUUUUAUCAAGAGCUUCACUCAUUCCCACAAACCUGGUGCUCUGAUGGCCGGUACGGGGCAUACUGUUACUGUCUACCAGUAGUAAUUUACUGUGGUUUCUCUGAAAUUAUUUUCCUAUAUGGAAGUGAAUACUACGUAUCCGAAGUGCCUUAAUUCCAAGACUGUGCUGAUUUUGUGAACACAUAUACAUGGAAAUAUCGCUACCUAUGUUUCAUAAUCAGUUGAAAAUCUGUUAUGCGUUUUAUAAAGCUUCCUUGUCAAUUAUGUUUUCUGUAAUUUGGAAUGCAGUGCAGCUUUUGUAACUUUUGUAAACACUGUUUUUAUUUUCCAUAAUUGCCAGGUUCUUGAAAUGAUGACGUAUUAAAACAUGGAAAUUAAAACAUAUUCAACAUUUCUUUUUGACUUGUCUAAUAAAACUGAGUAAAGAUGCCUGA
Messenger RNA from Struthio camelus australis, 3679 nucleotides. The record is from RefSeq and is a predicted model, not a curated record. NCBI's taxonomy places the organism in Eukaryota, Metazoa, Chordata, Aves, Struthioniformes, Struthionidae.